This is a messenger RNA of Wyeomyia smithii (pitcher-plant mosquito), 6361 nucleotides long. RefSeq names its product telomere-associated protein RIF1 (gene Rif1). Lineage: Eukaryota; Metazoa; Arthropoda; Insecta; Diptera; Culicidae. Bases 469 to 5961 code for a protein of 1830 amino acids. Gene Ontology annotation, biological process: telomere maintenance. Gene Ontology annotation, cellular component: nucleus. The record is from RefSeq and is a predicted model, not a curated record. The transcript has 5 exons.
GUUUUCGUCUUGUGUUCACACCGCUAGUUUGAGCCACGGAAUCGCUCUCUAAUUUAUUAAUAUUUUCCGUGAAAGUUAAGUGACUAUUGCUGUAGAUUUGCGUUAGAAUAGUGGUAGAAUGUGUAAAUAACAAGAAAAACUAGACAGUUUCGUUGCAUUUGUUAACGUUCAGCUUAAAAAUACAUAAAUUCGAAUGACUGUUUCAUUUCGUUGUAUCAUAUUGACGAGUGCUACAGGAAAACAGAACUCUUGGUGAGACGCUUGGAAGAAAUGCAGUGAUCUCAAUACAUUUUCUGAAUUAGAAGUAAAAGGAAAAGACUCUGAAAUUUCGUUAAUUAACUAUAGAUAGAAAAUAGCGCAUUCUGCAUUGCCUGCAAUAAGAAAACCGUACCAGUGAGAAGAAAAGCAUCACAACUACAUCCAAAACAGAACUCGGACGUGGUACUUCGCGCCCGUCGAUAUCCGACCAUGACGGCAGCGACAGGAGUCAAACUUCCAGGUCACGAGCAAUGUGACAAACUGCGCAAGGCUCUGCAAUCUGGAAAUCGAUCCCAAAUUGAUAAGAUACUCGAAUCGCUUGUGAGGACUUGCCAGAAACGGGUGGACUAUGGUACACUUGGAGAUAAACAAAAAAUAGAUGAGGAUCAGUUAAAUUUCUGGCUGAAUGAUGUGCUUCGGCUGCUGUUCGAUUGGGAGAACCCGCUGACACGAGACCUGGCUUUGCGCGCCUUGGAAGCCGUUCUGCCGCAUCUGGAGCAAACGUUGUAUCUUGAUUCGACGGCGUGGCCUGCGUUGAAAACACAAAUCAGCAAUGUUUAUUCCAGCCUGCUGGAUCAAGCACGCGGUCGUAACGAUCCCGAGUGGCAUCGGAAAUGGUCAGUGCUGGUGCGUAUUCUUGACAAAGAAAUUUGCCAGGGUGCAGUGAUAAUAAAUGUGUUUCUGGCGAUUGUUGAAAGCGGUUUUCGUUCGGCGGAGCUGCUAGUGCGGGAGCAAUCGUUCGACUGUUGGAAGCUGCUGGUGGAAAUUUUCGCCAAGUACAACCAGAUCAACAUUCCAAAGCGAAUCAAAUUGAUAUGCAUACCGCUGAAGAGCUCGAAAAGCAAAACGGAGGUGAUAGCGAGAAAGAAGUUCGAAAUUUGGUGGUUUCUUGUAAAUAAGCUGCGAAACCAGCUGGAUGCCUUCGCGGAUAAUGUUUUCGAGCCGUUCAUUUACUUCUGCUUUGGGCCGUCGUUCAAGACACCACUGUGCUACUAUUUCGAUAACAGUUAUCAGGAAUUUGGGGCGCCUGGGAAAAUCUACAACUCUAUCAAGCAGCUUUCGGCUGUCGCUCUCAUUCAUAUGCUCGGUCCAACAACGAAAUCUACCGAAGCUUUGCUACAAGAGGCUAUCGCAGAAGGCAACGACAAACAUGGAUUGGCAAGUUUCUACCCUGUUGCAGAUUGCGGUUCCGGUGCUAUUAUAUCUCCGAAGUUGUUCACCGUGAAGGCGAAACUGCUCAUUAACUCCUGUACCGAAUGUACGGUAUUAUUUUCGCAGAUGAGAGAACUGAACUAUCUGGAGUUAAAUCAGUGCCUUUGGAAGAAUCUACUCGCGAUGGCGGAACAGGAGAAGACUAUUCCCCGUUCGGAGAUGCUUGAUUGGAUUCGGGAAAACCUGGCUGCGUUGAUUAAUUUGAGUAUUCAGUUGAAUGACGAUGCAAUUCGGCAACUGGCGCACGAUACGGUUAGUAUGGUAGCACAAACUAAAUUGCUCACCGUCGCCAUCGGCCAGGACAGCCCGGAACAGUUGGUCAGCAACUAUCGAACCUUCAUGAGCUUGAUGUUCAACUCGGACUUGGACUACCCGGAAGACGUUUCCCAAGCAAUCUUCUCACACGUGUUUGACCUCCGUCAGUAUUCUUCGCAAGCGAACGGCUAUUGGGACAUGCUGCAGAAAACGGUUCAAUAUCUAUCGGAUUUGGAGCCUGCGCUUUUCAGUGAUUCGAUUGCGAACCGACGAUUCAUCACCCAGAUCUACCGGCUGAUGGCUGUCCAUCUGAAGGAGCAGAUUGUCGCUCAGCGCAGACAGUUCGAGCGUUCGUCGCUUGUAGCACUCGGAUUUCUGCUUUUCCCACUGGAGUAUGAUCGCUACCUGCAAGUGGACGAGGUUGCUGAUGAGUGGCAGCAAGUGUACGCUGCGAUUGUGUCGAAAUCCGCUACUCGGUACGCGUGCGCUUUCAGUGAAUUAGUCAAAGCAAUGACGGUUGCUAAGUACAAUUGCAAUCUGGGUGUGAUUCUGAAUUUCUUCCGUGUAGUGCUGGAAGCGAUUCCAGGCGAUUUCGAUCCAACUCAGCCACCGGUUAAGACGCUCGAACUGUUCAAGGACCUGGUGCGGAAAGCGCUGGUUUUUCAAAAUAGUUUGAAAGAGGUUUCGCUUGGAUUGGAAGCGUUUCGACGUUUGAUAGAUAGAAUGUCUGUGCGGGGAUUGCUGGUUGUCAUUAUGCCAAUCCGGAAUGUGGUUGGUGAAAUUGUGACUGGGGACAACACUGAGCUAGCGAGUGAUGUUAAGGCUACACUGAAGACGUUGGUCGAUCGAUUCGUAGCUGCGAGGUUUUUGACGGAAAUAAAAAAUCAGCCGAAGGAGGUUAAGUGGAACUGCAAGAUGUUAGUGUCACAAUUGCUAGAGCUGCCCGCUACGAUGCAGCGUCAGUGGAAGGUCACCGAUUUGAAAAAGUUAGUAGAUGUUUGCGAAGGUAAGGAACCUGCAGCUAAAGCAGCGAAGGCACCUGUCAAAAAGGAAGGAGAAUUUGUGGUGAUUGAUAAAGUAUGGAAGUUCACCCCGGAUAAAUUGACCGAACAUCAGCGUGAUAAGAUGCGGGAAAAACGCGAUGACAUCCCGGCGUUGUACAAUGAUAUGAGUCAAUCACAGGACAGUUUCGUAAUUAAACCAUGGACUCCGAACAAAAUUGUUAUUCCAUCAGAUGCUAACAACGAUCACGACACGAUUGUUAUGUGCGCCAGUGGCGGAGAGUCCAACUCUGUAACCCAGCCAGGAGCUGAGGAAGCGUCCGUACCGAAAGAACAAGGAGCGACCUCCAGUGAAAAAGUCAAACUGGACAAAGAGAACAAUAACGGCAAUGUACCGACAAAUGCUAAUGAUAAAGAAAUUUCAGAAAGCUCAUCAUCCUUGGCGGUUUCGAAAAAGCCAACUGAGAAAAGAUCACGGGUUGCCAGAGAAUUAGAUCAGCUGAAGAUUGAUACCAUCGAGGGGAAGAACCUACAGGUGGGACGACUUGCUAGAACUAGACGAUCCGGAAGUUUGGAACCCGUCGGGCCGCCUUCUAGAAGAAGAGCAUUCGAACUGAAGAAACCUUUCGACGGUAAGUCAACCGAAGUAGAGAACAAACGACAAAAAAGAAAGGUAGAAAAAAUUGAUGAAAAACCAGAGGAAAAACCUGAACCGUCAUCUCCUGCUAAAAAGGUGACAGAAGAAAAACCCAAAAGUCCGGCUGAACGCACCUCACCUCGAAAAUCUCUGAACUUUGACAACGUUGUUGAUAAAGAGCCUGUCGCUGCAACCGAAGCUCCAAGCACUCGAUCUCCAGCCAAGGUAAAAACCAUCAACGAAUCGGCCGAGGAAAUAAUCGAAUCUUCACAACAAGUAAACUCACAAUCUGUGUUGGCUAGAAAGCUUACUACUCGUAUGCCGAAAAACGAGGAAAUAGAAAUUCCUCCGACUCCGGAACUCACCACGACUCUAACCUUCAACACGGAAGCAGAAAUCGAAUUGGCCAAACUGAAUCGUGACUCACCGGCUAAAGUAAAACCGGAAGAUAUUAUGGAGUCGCCUAGUAAAAAUACCAGAAGCGCCGCAGCGGCAGCACAGCAGAAAACCGUUGAAACAGACACCAUCCCGAAUAUACCUGCUCCGGAAACUUUGUCCGAAUCGGACACGUCUUCAGAGCCGGUGGUAACUCAAAUUGAAAAACCUAAACCCGUCUCGCCUGCAAAAAGUCCAAAAAAAGGAAAGCGAUCGACCAGUCCCGUCCCUGAGCCCAUGGAAGUUGACCAAUCAGUACUCGAAUCUCCCGAUAGAAUCAAACCUGCUGAUCAAGCCCGCAACGGAUCUCCCAAUUUAACCCCGAUAAAAAAUCUUGAUGAACAAAUGGAACCAUUAGGAAAAAAUCUCAAUCGAAGUCUAGUAUCCUCUCCCGAAGGAGCAGAUCAGGACGAACGGGAGGCCGAUCUUCUUAAUAGCACCCUGAACAUUUCUCCUAUAUCCGAAACGAAACAUGUGUAUCCCUUCUUCGUGGAAGCUAUAGCUCCGGUUACAACCACCGGAAGUGGUGAGAAACGCCUCUCAACUCGUCUCAUGGACCGAGAAAAAACAUCCACAGUGAUGCCUUCCCCGGUGACUCGUCGAACACGUAACUCGCCUCCUGUUCCUGCUGCAAUGGCGAACCUCAAAACACGAACCCUUCAGAUGACACCUCGCAGUCCGAGCACCAACAAAAUCGAACUGCGAGGCCGAGGCGCACAACUAAUCAACCUCAUCCGAAAUCAGCAAAAUGAAUCUUCACCGAAGCCUUCGGGGCUGGCCCCGCCCCACUCUUCCACACCCAAACAGGUCCAGCCGUCGACUCCCGUCAACGACAGAUGCCUCAUGAUGCGAAAGAUGGCCACCCACGGAAAUACGGCUGGCACCCCAACUGCUACAAAAUCCCCAGACCAACCGAAACCCCUCGAAAAGGAAAAAGAAAAAGAUUACCUGGUUUUCUCGAAAGUCCUACCGUCUCCGCAAGCAUCCCCCGCAGCAAGUAUCCUCAAGCGGAAACUAAACCACGACGACAGCGGAGACGACAUGGAGUCACCGGCCAACAAGCGAAAGAGAGUAAGCUUCCACGACCCACCGGUAUCGCUAACCAAGGAAUACAUCCGUCAGGAGGAAGAAUGUCGUUCCCCGUCGAUCAGUCGGUGUUUGCAAAUGAUCGGAAUGUCCCCGGCGGAUAAAGCUAAAUUCCUGCUGCGGCGCAAGAGUAAAACCGACAGUUUAUCCGAGUUGGCUAAUUUCACGCAAGGCUCUACCGGUAAACCUUCCAACGGUCCCGCCAAUAAAGAGGAUGAAGACGAAAUUACCUCGUCACCUGAAUCGCUGGAAGGAGAAUUCAUGCUCAACACAACAGAAAACAUGAGCACCCUACAAGUAACUACCGAUGGUGACAACCUGGAAUCCAAUGCUAAUUCAAAACCACAAAGUGCUUCUAAAUCAGAUCCUGUACCCACAGUCGAGGCAACCGUCGUGCCCACUGAACCACCCCCGAAACGAACAUCACCCCGGAAGAUUUCACCAAAGGUGACACCGGACGAAACGGCUGUAGCCAAGAAACCAGCAUCACCCGUUCCGGCAGCGGAAGCCGAAAAGCCGGACAACAGCAUUCGCUUCCAAUCCGAAGACGACAUACUCACUCAUGUGAUCUCAACCUAUUCGCUGGAUUCAAUAAUAGAACGGUACUUUGCAGCCGGCAAAACCCUCGAGCAGACAAAGUCUGCUCGCUUACUAACCCGCGAGCUAUCCACGCUGAUGAGCAAAGACUCCAAAACUCGCUACACCGUGCUGGACGAGUUGUCCGAGCGUCAUUCUGCCGAAUUUCUGGAUCACGCUGUUCAGGAGAAUUCAUCGGCCAUUGUAUGCCAGCGGCUAUCGAUGACCACCAUGACCGAGUACAUUUUCGAACAGCUGAAGAAACUACCGGCGGAUGAUGCUGCCAACCACCAAGAAGAACAAGCCGAACGAACCCGAAUCCUGCAGACGAUGUUUGAUAACCUGCUGCAGCUAGGUGCUCCUGCUGAGGUUAUUCAGAUGAGAGAAAAUUUCAUCAAGGCGGUCAUUCACAGUAAAAGUCAAACUGAAAUUAUGGCGCUGCUGGAGGAAUACUUCACCAACCGGCGGACAGCGACUGGUGCUCCGUGCAAAAGCACGUGACACAGUCAUUGGAUUGCCAGCGGAUCGUUUUAGGUUAAGACGUUUGAUAUGCAUAAGCUUAUAAUUUUUAGUUUAAGAGUGUAUUGAAGUAGUGUUCGUAUUUUUAAACAUCAACAAAAUUGUACUAUGCUUUUCGCGAUUGCAAUUGAAGAGUUCAUUAUUAUAUCAACCGUUACAACAGCAAGUAGAUAGAUAAAGCAGCCUUGCCUUCUCGAAAGGAAAACGUGAACAACAUAUAUCGUAUAUACAUAUGUUCUUAUUUUCAAGAAACACACGUGGUACAAACAUUGAUGAUAAAAGUUUUAACAUUACUAAGGGUCAGCAACUUUCGCCGACGUAUUAUUGAUCACAUUUGUAGCAGAGAUCAGCUUGGAUAAAGCAAAGUAUUUUAAAGAAGAUA